AUGCCUACUCGAUCAAGUAAUGCUCACGAUCCAGCCACGAAUGUGUUGGAAAAAAUACGCAAAGCUUUACAACACACAGCAUUGUCAACCGUUAUAGCGCCGUCAUAUGCAACUAGUUGCAUUCCGCCUUUAACCAUUGAGAGAGAAGAAGCUGAAAAACAAUUUGAUACCAAGAAAUAUGACGAAAUAAAGUCAUUUCUCUUCAAUGGAUACCAUGGGUCGACGCAAUUGAGUAGUAGCCAACACCGACUACUAGAGCUUCGAUCAAAGAUUGAGGGAAAGGAGAUAUCAGCGUUCUUGCAGCAAACCGAUGUUAUGUCAUCGAAAAAGCAGAAAACGUCUAGUUCGUCUCAAAGGAAGAAUCUCUUUGCUGAUCGAAACCUGGAUGUCACAGAAGCUGAAGAUGGAAGUGACAACGUCAUCGAAAUCAAACAACCUAAUGGAUUCAAAAAAUUAAUUCACUCUGAUCUUCAGAUGGAGGAGCGGUCAUACGAUGAUAUUAAUGCAGCUGGGCCGUCAGAAGCUGACGUAGAAAUGGCUGAUAUUGAUGCCGAAGAUCAAGAAGAACCAGCCAAACUUAUAGACGAUGUGCCGGAUCCUUGCCCAUCGCCUUCUGCCAUUGUCUCUAAUAGGCCUGAUGACACCCCUACCUUUUCAAAAGAAUUAGACGAAGAUAUCAGUGCACAAGACGACUCAAAAAUGGACUGCGUAAUGAUAUCAGAAGAAUGUGUUCAUACACAGGAAAUACCCAAUGAUGACACCAACACUGCUGCAACUCCAGUAGACAAAGACAUGUCUUCUUUGAACAAUAACAAUGAGUUUAUCUCCAUCAAUGCAAAAGAAACACUACAUAGUGAGAAGAACUUGUCAUUGGAGGACCAUACCAGCCAACAACAGAAGAAUGAAGUCAGCGAAGCGAAGUCGUUGGUCGCCCUUGAGACCGAAGAGGCGGAUCCAACUCAGCCACCUGCCGGCUCGCAUUAUAAACCUAUAUCUCCUCCGGCCAGCAGCGUUCCAGCUGAGAAUUCAUUCACAACUCAUGAGAUUGUCGAAGUAGAUACCAUCGCUAAUACGCUGAACGAGGACUCGACAGAAACAAUGAAAGAUAGUUUUCCAAAGGCUCCAACCACAAUGGCCAUGAUGGACGAGAGCAAUAAUGAAGGUUUGGAAGAAAGCCAUACUGAUCAUACUACUUCAAAUGAGGUAGAUCAGAUUAUCAUAUCUGAGCAUGAUGUGAUAACCUGGAAGGAUCAAGGACAAGAUGCCUUGAACUAUCUGAACGACUUCAUAAGCUUCCUUCAGAGGAAAGAAAACGAGCUAAUGCAAGAUUUACAUCCUGACAUUGCAAUCUCUCUGAGUGAUACAAAUUCAUCAUUUGGAGAUAUCGCGUACUUCAUACGCGAAGGCGACCAACUUUUGCUCUCGGUCGCCGCUACUAGAAAAAUUUCCACACUAGUUCGAAGAGCAAAUAAGCACAACCAGCUACCAAAUGUCGAAGGCGAGGAUUUAGGGUGGAUACUAAAGAAACUCGAGAAGAAUGUUCGUAUCGGCUGGACGUCUUUACAAGCAGAAAAUCAUUCCAGCCAGGAACAAGUUCAUUAUAGACAUAUGGACGACUUGGACAUUCCUAGCUUGGAGCACGCCAUCAACUGCACCUUGUCUGUCUUUAGUAUACUGACGUCAACCAAACUGGACAAGAAGCUAUAUGCCGAAGAAGUUAUUACAUCAUGUUUAGUUUUGACCAAGGCAUUACUUACGGACAUAGUUUCCCCUGCUUAUGAUAGCUGGAAUAAUGUCGAUAACGAUUUUGCUGGGACAGCUUCCAAUGAACAUUGCGAGUCUCAUGAUCAUCACCGCCAAAUGGUCGCAAAGUUUUCAUUGCAUUUGUCCGCAAUAUAUCGCCAAAUUUAUCGCUUUAUACAGCAAGAGGACCUGUCUGAGGAUAUGAUUAUUACCAUCAGCUAUAUAAGCAUACCCCCCUUCUUUUUUGACACGGAGAGCACGAUUGAAAGUAGGAUGUCGCUGUUGCAGGCGGAAACCGAGGACAACUUCAUAGAUGCCAUCAAAGUUAGUGCAAUGGAUGUUCUGCACUCCGUCUUUAGCAAAUACCCUAGGCACCGGAACUGGAUUCUCGAUGAAAUUUUGGCUAAUAUCAUUCAUGUUUCGACCGAUGGAGAGUUUAAAAAUCGAUACCGUACAGCGAGCGGAAAAUCCAUACAUGCUAUCAGUGCGCUUUUGUUACAGACUGUUCAAUGCUGUACCGACACUGACCGAUCCAAUGAAAGAAGCUGGACGCAAAAAUGGGAACUAAAGCACCAAAAGAGUAACGACAAAUCAGCUAAACUGGAGGAGUCCUUCAUAAACAAGGUUCUCGCAACCAGCACAUCAGGAAUCGAAGCGUGCAUACAUAUCUGCCACACACUAUUACAACAAUUAUUGGACAAGAGCGUGAAAAAACCGUCUGAAGAUCAGUCAUCGGUGGAAUACAGAAAGAUUUUGGAUAUGAUCAUUAUGGACUCCCUAAAAGUAUUAGAUGAACCGGAGUGGCCAGCAGCGGAAGCAAUUGCUCGAGUGUUUUCGACGAUUUUGAUUAAUUAUAUUGAUGCUGGGACGAAGGAUGUUCAGAAGAGGAACAUUGCGCUUGAGUACUUAGGAGUACUAGCAGGACAUGUUUACAGUCAUGCAACUGCCGAAGACGACGUUUACGAGCACUUUCCAACAAAUCGCUCUGAGACCGACUUUCCUUUACUAGACGAUGAGAUCAAUACCAGCCACAUUAAGCCAGAUCGAAGUUUGGAAAUUGCCCAGUAUCAUAAGAUGAUCAUUGACUACUUGGAAAGUCGCGUUGAAACUGAUACUAUCUCUACGAUGGCUAUCCAUUAUUACUUUUGUCAGUGGGGAUAUGCUUUCGCCUCUUUGUGGAAAAAAAUGAACAAAAAGUUGGACGAGAAUGAUGCAGAUCAUUCCCAAGGACGAGGAGAAACACAGAGUAUGGUCUACCAACAUACGAAGUUCAUAUGGGACCUAUUGCUUGAAGAAAGGCGGACAGGAACUGUACUGGAGAAGAGUUUGCACGACAUACAAGACAUAAAGGCUGCCGUGAACACCUUAUUGUUGGAGAGACCACUGUAUCAAAGCUAUCAAGCGAUGCUGUCGCGGAUUUUCUCAUCGCUUGACAUUGAAUCAGUGUCAAGUAGAGCAGUAGCUUUACGUGCGCUGAUUAAUCUGUCAUCAAAAAAUGUUUCAUUCAUGGAAAAGCAACAAGUGAAAAUGGCCAUUAUUAGGAGAAUGCAGGACAUAUCUCCGUCAGUUCGUGAUGCUGCAAUACAACUAGCCGGAAACUACCUUGCAUCACACCCUGAAGGAACUCAGAAGUAUCUAACUGCUAUCAGUGAACGAAUAAUGGAUACAAGUAUCAGUGUGCGUAAACGCGUAAUGCGUAUUCUGAAGAAUGUUUAUGUCAAUACCAGCGAUGUGAUGAUCUGGGUAGACAUAGGAACUAGGAUUAUAGAGCGAGUGGCAGACGAAAUAACAGCCGUUCGAGAUACGGCAGUGAAGAUCUCCAUGGAAACAGUAUUCCGGCCAUGGGCUUCUUCUUACACGCGCCACCAUAAAAACGGAUAUGCUGAAUUCGAAUACCUUCCACCAGAUUUCAAGCAAGAGAUUAUUCAAAGAUGCAAUAUUUUGUUGCAAAUAUUUUCCAGUCUGGAUAAAGUGGGCUGCAGUUCCAGUGUUGAAACACUUCUUCUCUUGAUAAUCGAAAACUUGGACGACAAAAAUCGUGUAAAUAUCAACAACAUGUUCAAGCUCAUCAUCGACUGCCUAUUUUCAGAACUGCUUCUACUAGAGGAUGCAGGUGACAAUACAUCCAUAACCAACUGCAUCGGCCUCAUUCACUCGUUCGCCAGAUCAUCUCCACAUCUCUUUACUCAAACCCUCAUGACCAUGUUAGAACCUUACCUGAAAUCUAGUGAGACUAGCGACCACAGAGCAUUAUAUCACGCAAUCAAAAUCUACGAUACCGUCCUUCCUGCUAUGAAACGACCAGAUCCAAUGUUCCUGGCCGACUCAGAACUUACCCUGACAAAGCUUUUGAUCGGUUGCCCUGCUAUGGUUUUGACAGCCGCUGUAUCAUGUCUGUCUACAAUAGCUCACAAGCUGACCAAAAAUUAUGACAAGUUAGCAAGCAUUAUGUACAACUGUUUAGGAAAACUCCGUCAAGACAAGAACAGUGUUAUACAACUUCAGCCAAUUACGGCGUCAACUCGCCUAAUUCGUUUGUGCUUAAUAGCUGGACUAAUAUGUCAGCACUGUAAUUUUGAUGCAAAUGAGGCAAUGGAUAAAUCUGGUCGACUGAAGGAACUGUGCCCGGAUGGUGUUGCUUCAGAGACAUUCGAGUUACUCUAUUUCUUUGCUGCUAACCGAGUAACGGGAGAGCACAUCAACCAGCAAGUUUCCAACCAGAUCAAGCUUGCAGCUCUACAGAGCUUAGGCUACUUGUACAUUCAAUACCCCAAAUACAUGGUGACGAAGAAAAGCACCACGAUGAUGGAUGAAAUGUUUGCCAGUCGGUUCCUCGAUUACAAAUCGCGAGUCAUGCGAGUUUUCUUGGACUUCUUAAUCGGUGAAGAAAAGCGCAUUAUCGAUCGUGAAAGAGAAACGAACAAGGAGCGUAAGGGUACGGAUAUGAUUCAGUUGUUAGGAAACGCAUCUGAGAUGGCUGAAUUAAGUGUUAGCAGCUCCUUGAUGCAACGCUAUCUCGAGAGAAUACUUCAAACCGCUUUGGAUCCCAAUGUGCUAUUGCGAAACUUGUCUUUCAAAGUCAUCACACGAAUAAUACAGCAAGGGUUAGCGCACCCUGUGAUUUGCAUGCCUACCAUAGUCGCUCUGGAAACUUGCCCUGAUCAGACAAUGCGGGAUAUUGCCUUUCAGCUUCACUUUCAGCUGAAUCAGAGACACCAGACACUUCUCUACAGCAGAAAUGUAGAAUGCGUUCGAGCUGCCUAUGACUAUAACUGUCGGUUAUCAGAAAUAGCCUCAACUGUCAACGGUCAUUUGGGAGAAGAGUUUGAUUAUGAAGCUUUACUACAACCUAUGUACUCGCAAAUAAGAGAGAAGCGCAAGUUCCGAAAUGACUUCUUGUUCGGUAUCGUAAACCUCUUUGAUCUUGAAGCACAUCAAGAGAGUCAGCAAAGCACCGAUAUAUACUUCUAUCGCUUUAUUGUACAAAAUUUAGUCGGCCUGCGAUUCAAAAUCGUUGAAGAACCUCUCUCAGUGAUUUACGCUAUCAACAAAAUUCUCUCCACGACAGCUAUGAACCUUAUGUCCAGUCUUAACCUAGCAAUAGAAGUCGAUGGCGAGGACGAACAAAGGGAUCUUCAAUCGGAGCGAAGUAAGAGACGUCGGCAGAGGAAUGAUACGAAGCGACAGCAAAAGGACGGCGAUAUGGAACUUGAUGGGGACCUCUCUAUCAAAUAUUCGGUAAUAAUUAGCAUGCUACUUCAAGCCAAAAAGGUCCUCAAACAAGUAUACAACCUGACCGAAGAGAAAUGCCAACAAUACCACCCAGAGGAUAACAACAGCUUCAAGGCUAAGGCUGCCGUCAGCCAACCUCCUAUACCAACUUACAAUAACCUACUAUUGGAAUUUCCGGUGUUUGAUACCAACGAGAACGAUGAGCGCACAGUGGAUACUGCUUGUAAAUAUUUUUCAAAAUUAAUGAUGGAUGACACACUUGGCGCCGCUAGCUUAGAAUAUGACGAAGAUCCCAUUAGUCCCAUACAAUCUGAUCAGGAUGGGCCAGACGAUAUUUUCAAUAAUUUCAACACCAGGAAAUUGACAGGCAAAAUUUCAUCAAAAUGA
This is a messenger RNA of Umbelopsis ramanniana AG, 5862 nucleotides long. RefSeq lists its product as uncharacterized. Gene Ontology annotation, cellular component: Scc2-Scc4 cohesin loading complex. Gene Ontology annotation, biological process: regulation of gene expression; establishment of mitotic sister chromatid cohesion; replication-born double-strand break repair via sister chromatid exchange. The transcript is spliced from 24 exons. Lineage: Eukaryota; Fungi; Mucoromycota; Umbelopsidomycetes; Umbelopsidales; Umbelopsidaceae. The coding region runs from base 1 to 5862 and encodes 1953 amino acids. The record is from RefSeq and is a predicted model, not a curated record. Gene Ontology annotation, molecular function: chromatin binding.